AUGCCCGCGACUUUUCGAAGUGGAAAAUCCACGCCUCAAUCGUCGCCCAUCUCAGCAACGCAGAGCUCACACCCUGAGUUGUUGAAGUCCUCAGAUACCAAUAUGAACCAAAGGAGACCGUCGCCAUAUCUACUCUUGCUUUACCCCGUCAUUCUCGGUCUCGGCUCACUAUACUCUCUCAUCUCUCCUCUGGCAUUUCCUCCGCCUGCCGCGCCCCUUGCACCAGGCCUUGCCUCCGAGCUGAACACUCCAUCAACCAAUUAUUUCUCGGGAAAGAAGAAUAUCUUCAAUCUUUAUUUUGUGAAGAUCGGAUGGUUCUGGACAACUCUGGCAUUCAGCUUACUCCAAUUCACCACUCGCCCACCUUCCUCGAACACGCAAAAACACUAUGUUCAAGCGACUUUGCGUUAUGCUAUCAUUACUUUAUCGUGGUAUCUGACCACCCAGUGGUUCUUUGGACCCGCCCUGAUCGAUCGCAGCUUCCAGAUUACUGGAGGCCACUGCGAACCUCAAUUCUACAAUGAGGCUGGGUUAAAAGAGACGCUCGAGAUCAAGAUGGCAACAUCUGGACCAGCAUGCAAAUCUGCAGGUGGUGUUUGGAAAGGAGGGUAUGACAUUUCAGGCCAUGUUUUCAUGCUCGUUCUAUCCUCUGCGUUCCUACUCUAUGAGCUCUACAUUGCCGAUCGCCAUUCUUCACAUCCCUCGGUUUCGCCAAAGGCAGCAGCAAGGUUGGCACAAGAUUUAACCGAAGAAGAACGGAAGGCGGUGGGAGGAUGGGAAUCGGGACCCGUUGCAAAAGUCCGUGUGUGGUCAAGGUAUUUCGUCUAUACGGUUGUCGCUCUUGACCUGUGGAUGUUGAUGAUGACGGCGAUAUGGUUUCAUACCUGGUUGGAAAAGCUAAGUGGCCUCUUACUUGCAGGAUCUACGGUUUGGACCACCUACUUUUUGGGAGAUAUUGCUGCGGGCUGGAAAGCAAUCGUUGGGGGAUUAUAA
Exophiala bonariae is the source of this 993-nucleotide messenger RNA. RefSeq lists its product as uncharacterized. Gene Ontology annotation, molecular function: coenzyme A diphosphatase activity. NCBI's taxonomy places the organism in Eukaryota, Fungi, Ascomycota, Eurotiomycetes, Chaetothyriales, Herpotrichiellaceae. Gene Ontology annotation, biological process: lipid droplet organization; lipid storage; phospholipid biosynthetic process. The transcript has a single exon. Gene Ontology annotation, cellular component: endoplasmic reticulum membrane. The record is from RefSeq and is a predicted model, not a curated record. The coding region runs from base 1 to 993 and encodes 330 amino acids.